Messenger RNA from Pyricularia grisea, 390 nucleotides. RefSeq lists its product as uncharacterized. The transcript is spliced from 3 exons. The coding region runs from base 1 to 390 and encodes 129 amino acids. The record is from RefSeq and is a predicted model, not a curated record. Lineage: Eukaryota; Fungi; Ascomycota; Sordariomycetes; Magnaporthales; Pyriculariaceae. Gene Ontology annotation, molecular function: calcium ion binding.
AUGAAGUUCAUCACUGUCUCCGCGUUCAUCCUUUCUGCCAUCACGGCAGUCAGCGCCUUCUGCUGCUCCGGCCCUCAAUGCGCCGACGGCACCGGUGGCACCCCGUGCUGCGCCACGCAGUCCUGCAACAUCUUCUGCUGCGCUUGCGGUGGACACUGCCGUGGUACCAGCAAGCGCUCCGUCGUUCCCGACAUCUUCCAGCGUGACGUGGACACCGCCUUCAGGCUUGCCGACGUCAGUGGCAACGGUACCAUCACUCUGAACCAGUACCUCAAGUACAUGGAGGUUGAUGGCAAGAGCGAGAAGUUGCAGAUGUGGGAGGACUGGUUCAAGAAGCACGACAAGAACAGCGACGGUGUUAUCACCAUCGAUGAGAUCAGCCUGGAGUAA